AUUUGAAACGCAAAGCUUUCCUAACAGAGAAUCACGAAAUCACGACCGCAUUAGAGAAGAAAGAGAGAGAGAGAGCUUUUCUUCUUCUUCUUCCGCUCACUAGAUCUGCUCCCUCUCGCAGUCUCCUGGGUUUUGGCAAAUUGCUUUUGAUUCUUCUCGGGUGGCAGCUAUGGUUUCCUCCACCAAACUCAAAUCCGUUGAUUUCUACAGGAAAAUUCCGAGAGAUUUGACGGAGGCAUCUCUAUCAGGCGCUGGGUUAUCAAUUGUAGCUGCUCUCUUUAUGAUGUUUUUGUUUGGAAUGGAGCUGAGUAGUUAUUUGGAAGUUAACACUACCACAGCUGUUAUAGUUGACAAGAGCAGUGAUGGUGACUUCUUACGCAUUGAUUUCAACAUCAGUUUUCCUGCUCUUUCCUGUGAAUUUGCAUCCGUUGAUGUGAGCGAUGUCUUGGGAACGAAUAGGUUGAAUAUAACAAAAACAGUUCGCAAGUUUCCAAUUGAUCCACAUUUAAGGUCCACCGGCGCAGAAUUCCACUCUGGCCUUGCAUUACAUAACAUAAACCAUGGAGAAGAAACUAAGGAAGAGUUUCCUGAUGGUGCUAUACCAUUGACCAGUGCUAGUUUUGAAGCAUUAUCACAUCACUUUCCAAUAUUGGUUGUUAACUUUAAUGCACCAUGGUGCUACUGGAGUAAUCGUCUGAAACCUUCAUGGGAGAAAGCAGCUAAUAUAAUAAAACAAAGAUAUGAUCCUGAAGCUGAUGGCCGUGUUCUUCUAGGAAAUGUUGAUUGCACGGAAGAACCUGCGCUAUGUAAGAGGAAUCACAUACAAGGCUAUCCAUCUAUUCGUAUUUUCCGCAAAGGCAGUGACCUUAGAGAGGACCAUGGACACCACGAACAUGAAUCUUACUAUGGAGAUCGGGACACAGACAGUAUAGUUAAGAUGGUGGAGGGACUGGUCGCACCUAUCCACCCGGAGACUCACAAGGUGGCUUUGGAUGGAAAAUCCAAUGAUACUGUAAAACAUCUUAAAAAGGGACCAGUUACAGGAGGUUGUAGAGUUGAAGGUUAUGUACGUGUAAAGAAGGUUCCAGGAAAUCUCGUGAUCUCAGCUCAUUCAGGAGCUCAUUCAUUUGAUUCUUCUCAAAUGAACAUGUCGCAUGUUGUUUCUCAUUUUUCGUUUGGGAGGAUGAUUUCUCCUAGGCUGCUGACCGAUAUGAAGCGAUUGUUGCCAUAUCUUGGCCUAAGCCAUGACAGGCUGGAUGGAAAGGCAUUCAUAAAUCAACAUGAGUUUGGUGCCAAUGUCACUAUCGAACACUACCUUCAAACAGUCAAAACAGAGGUCAUUACAAGAAGAUCCGGUCAAGAACAUUCACUGAUAGAGGAAUAUGAAUACACCGCUCACAGCAGCGUGGCUCAGACUUACUACUUACCCGUUGCGAAGUUUCACUUUGAGCUCUCUCCUAUGCAGAUCUUAAUAACCGAAAACCCGAAGUCCUUCUCACACUUCAUCACAAAUCUGUGUGCCAUUAUUGGUGGUGUUUUCACGGUUGCCGGAAUACUAGAUUCGAUUUUUCACAAUACAGUAAGACUGGUAAAAAAGGUCGAACUUGGGAAAAACAUUUGAUCGUCCACUGGAGGUUAGAAUUUUCCAUUAAUAUAUAAAACCAUAGAAGAACCUCAGACUGUUUACUUUGAAUAGCUGAUCUACACAGAAAAACUCAAAAAAAGAGAGAAUUUUUGUUUGACACAAUCUUAGUUUCUUUAUGGUUCUUGUUCUAUUAAAAUCCGCCUGGUUUUUCUU
This is a messenger RNA of Arabidopsis thaliana (thale cress), 1798 nucleotides long. It is a transcript of the gene PDIL5-3, whose product is annotated as PDI-like 5-3. The transcript has 15 exons. Lineage: Eukaryota; Viridiplantae; Streptophyta; Magnoliopsida; Brassicales; Brassicaceae. Gene Ontology annotation, cellular component: membrane; cytoplasm; endomembrane system. Bases 170 to 1621 code for a protein of 483 amino acids. The record is from RefSeq and is marked reviewed.